Messenger RNA from Truncatella angustata, 591 nucleotides. Its product is annotated as caffeine-induced death protein 2. The transcript is spliced from 2 exons. The coding region runs from base 1 to 591 and encodes 196 amino acids. The record is from RefSeq and is a predicted model, not a curated record. NCBI's taxonomy places the organism in Eukaryota, Fungi, Ascomycota, Sordariomycetes, Amphisphaeriales, Sporocadaceae. Gene Ontology annotation, cellular component: mitochondrion; mitochondrial intermembrane space.
AUGAGCGACCUACCUGGAUCGCCUGGAUUAACUCCCCAGUUCUGCUUCAACAUCACAGCUCUGAGAGAUUUCCUAAGAAUAUCGAGAGGCGCCGUAGACGACUCCAUCACCCAGAAUCUCAAUGCCCUCGUGACACCAGCCAGGAAGGGCUUCGACCCGAACUCUACCACGGUCAGAACGCCCUCGUCUCGACGAGAAAUAGACCCUCAGUCAUGUCAUGCAUUCAAAGAGCAGGUUCUUUUCCCAUCGUGGCAGUCCAGAUCCGACGUCCUGACAUACUGCGCCUACGUCGCAACAAGCCCAGACCCCAAUGAUCCGGAAACCGCCCUGAGGGAGGCAGAGUCGCUCAAGGAGAGGGAACGCAUCGUCAACGAGCGACUUGACCCGUACUCAGCAAGAUACUUCCCAACCGAACCGCGCACGCAACAGCUGGCCCAGCUACUCCGACAGGAGAGGAGCGUCGAGACCAUCGUGCGAGCUCGGACGUGGGGCUUGGUGAGGGAGAGGUGCAGCGAUUCCGCCGAUAGUUCAGACCAGGCUUUGAACCAGUGGAGGGAACGGCAAGCCUCAGCAACAACGAGGACAAGCUGA